This is a messenger RNA of Sinocyclocheilus grahami, 1073 nucleotides long. Its product is annotated as synaptogyrin-3-like. The record is from RefSeq and is a predicted model, not a curated record. The coding region runs from base 56 to 757 and encodes 233 amino acids. Gene Ontology annotation, cellular component: neuromuscular junction; synaptic vesicle membrane. The transcript is spliced from 4 exons. NCBI's taxonomy places the organism in Eukaryota, Metazoa, Chordata, Actinopteri, Cypriniformes, Cyprinidae.
UCUUCUUCCGCAGAGUAUCGCACAGCAGCAGUCAGCGCGUCACAGUGCUGGGAGGAUGGAUGGAGCGGCCUCGUUUGGAGCGGGCCGAGCCGGUUCGGCCUUUGAUCUGAUUGCGUUCAUCAAACAGCCACAGACAAUCCUAAGAGUCCUGGCAUGGAUCUUCUCCAUGGCGGUCUUUGCUUCUAUAAUAAAUGAGGGCUAUGUGAAUAUGGGCAGCGAGCGACUGCACUGUGUCUUUAAUAAGAAUGCAGACGCUUGUAACUACGGCAUCACUAUAGGAAUUGUGGCUUUCUUAGCAAGCGUCUUCUUCCUGGCCCUGGACAUCUACUUCCCCCAGAUCAGCAGUGUCAAAGACAGAAAGAGAGCAGUGCUGUUAGAGAUGGUUUUUUCAGGAUUCUGGACGUUCCUUUGGUUUGUAGGAUUCUGCUUUUUGGCCAGUCAGUGGAGUCAUACGUCCCCUAAGGAGUUGCCGCUGGAGCAGGCAUCAGACGCAGCACGAGCAGCUAUUGCCUUCUCUUUUUUCUCAAUCCUAACCUGGGCGGGCCUUACAGUGUGCGCUGUUCAGAAGUUCCUGCUCGGUACUGACUUGACACUGUUCACCACUGAGCACAUGGGAGGCCAGCCGCCCAAGCAGCCGUACCCCUCCAACGACGUAAUCGGUCAGACCACCAUCCCUGUCAACGCUUACCAGAGUCCACCGCUCAUCGAAACUGUGGAGACCCGCCCCCCUGGAUACAACAUCCCACCUGCAUUUUAAUCCACAACCAAUCAGAAGUCAAGGAAUAUAGCAGCGCUAAAGGACAGAGUAUAGACUGCCGUCAAUGUUAGCUAAAUGUAAAUGUAUCGUAUCUCAAUUUAGUAGCGGGUUGGCGAGGGGAUGAUGCUCACCUCUGUAAUCAACACUAUAAUACAGUCUGAUAAUGUAGUCUCACUUUAAAGCAAAGAUGGAUGUUUUGGGUUGAUUGUCAUUGGCUACCCAAACGUUUUACAUUCAGCUAAAAAAUGAUCGUCAAAAUCACCAUGUCCUUCUUAUUUAGUAAAGCAAUUUAUUAUUUUUGUUUAUUUAAAGAAAU